Messenger RNA from Scomber scombrus (Atlantic mackerel), 4777 nucleotides. RefSeq names its product transmembrane protein 110, like (gene tmem110l). The transcript has 7 exons. Bases 1332 to 2264 code for a protein of 310 amino acids. NCBI's taxonomy places the organism in Eukaryota, Metazoa, Chordata, Actinopteri, Scombriformes, Scombridae. Gene Ontology annotation, cellular component: membrane. The record is from RefSeq and is a predicted model, not a curated record.
AAAUUCGGGAGGAAAUUACAUAAAUACAAAUGCAUGUACAUACUUCAUUGUAUCCAUGAGUGUGUUGGCAUAUGAUAUAAUAAUCAGUGAAUAAUUUUAAAAGGUCACUGCAGUCAAAAUGAUUUCAUCUGCUAAUCAAGCCGCCGGGUUCAGUGCAUCUGAAGCCUCAGAGCAGGGAAGCGUUGCAGAAUUAGGCCAGCCCUUCAGGGUGAGUGAGAUCAAUGAGCUGUAACCUCCACUCUGUUAUUUAGUAGUAGAGAAAUCAAUACCCGUCCUCCUCUACCCCCCCCCCCCAUCCUUGUUCUCAGUGUGCUUGCAAGUGUCAUUCCUGGUCAAAAAGCAUAUGUGUCUGUUAAUAUUUACACUGCAUUAGAGCCCAGCAGCUACGAUCACAGUGGCAGUUUGCCAGGUCACAUCCGAGCCUGCGCCAUGCAUCCCCUUCUGCCUGAUCUGUGUUUAGACUUCUCUUCCUCAAAGCUAUUUUUGGGAGUUUCCUCCAUUGACUCGUCAUCAUGUCUGCACUCAUGUAAGCCAGAUAGAGGCUGGAAAAAUCGAAAAUGCAAAGAUUUACAUUUAAAAACAGUCCAACUUGAGUAUUUUUUUAACAGAAAAAGGCUGAACGAACUUUGAGAGCAAAUGUUGAGAAACUAUCUCUGACGUCCGAUUUGUGCAAUACUUGUUUUUCCAGAUUACCUCCAGGGAAUUUUAACAUGCUUCAGAUAUAAUAAUUAGCCCUCACAAUGUGUUAAGUUUUGUAAAAUCUACAUAUGUAAGCAAUCUGAUACUUCCAGUAGCUUGAAAAGUUUUGCAGGGGAAAAAAAUGAAUGUAUGAAUACUAAAAAAAAAGAAGGAUAAAAGCCUCCUCAUGUAGUUGUUGACCUAUUGCAUCAUUUCAAGUAUCUCAGCUUUAAUUAAAACUUUAUUUUCAACACUCAAUGUAUUUAUAAAUGAAGUUCGUGGGGGGGAAAAAAAGAAUGAAAAGAGUUUACUGAUGUCUGCCAGGAAGCCUCGAUCCUGUUUUUACAUGCAGAGUCACAUUCCCUGACCUUGUGAGAUGGUGAGAUAGAGGAACAGUGGGCGUCUGUUUCACCCCGAGCAGCCCGGCGAGGAGGAAUGAAGUGUUGUGGCGGCGCAAAAACAAGAACGACACGUCUGCGUUUCAUCUCUCCUCGCUGCCCAUCUGAGCUGCAGGGCCUGCAGAGAGGAGAGGAGAGGAGAGGAGAGGAGAGGAGAGGAGAGGAGAGGAGAAGAGGGGAGAGGUGAGAGGAGAGAGAAGGAAGGGAGGGGAGAAGAGAGGAAAGAGAGGUGAGGAGAGGUGAGGAAGAGGAGAGAUGAGACGAGGAGAGAUGAGACGAGGAGAGGAGAGACGAGGAGAGGAGAGACAAGGAGAGGAGAGGCGAGGAGAGACAAGGCUCACGGCGGAGGUCAUGCGAACUGCAAAGAAACUGUGUUUACGUGUUUUGGUAUUUUGCAGGAUAAACACAAAAGUCUACUUAUUGAUUAAUUGGUGGAUUUUUUGUUUUGUUUAUUUAUUUGCAGUGAAGAGGUUUCGAGAGCCUGUAGGGGUCAGACGACCGUGGAGGAUCUGGUUUUUCGACACGUCCAAACAGGCCAUCGGUGCUCUUUUCAUCCACUUUGCCAAUGUCUUCCUGUCCACUCUCACCGAAGAGGAUCCAUGCUCCCUAUAUCUGAUGAACUUCCUGCUGGACGCCAUGUUGGGGAUGCUGGUCAUCUGGCUUGCUGUCAAGUUGGUGUCCAAGCUGGUGGAGUACAAAGAAUGGACGCUGCUCACAUUUGGAGAAUAUGGUGACCCUCCUCAGGCGGCAGCGUGGCUGGGUCAGUGUGGCAUUUACCUGCUCAUCAUGGUGCUGGAGAAAGGUGUGAUCAGCCUGGUGCUGCUCGUCCCCGGAUGGUCCAAAUUGCAGGAAGUGUUGCUGAGCUACAUCGCUAACCCUCAGCUGGAGCUGGUGAUAGUCAUGCUCAUUGUCCCAUUCAUAGUCAACUCCAUCAUGUUCUGGGUGAUCGACAGCUUGAUGAUGAGGAAGUACAAGACGAUGAAGAGCCUGGAUGAUUCUUGUGACAGCUCUGUGAAGAAGGCCGACUCACCGCCCUGGGCCACCGAUGAAGAGUCACGGGUCUUGCUGACUGUCGAGACGGACACCGAGGAGGCUUCAGAAGGGGAAGAGGAGCCUGGUGAUGCUGGACCAGUCCCUUAUGUGCAGUAUUCAGGGGGACCAGUGAGACCUAGCUGGGUGGUGGUGUAAACCCAGGUGAUGUGACCUCCUACUUGUCCAUCCACUACCAUCACACACACACAUACACAAACACAUACACACUCAAAACACUCUUUAAGAGCCUAAAUACACUAUGAGCAAACACACAACAAACACCUUGCGUCCUUAUCUCCUCAGAUUUAAAGGUCUAAAUAUCAGCUCUCUUGCAAAGUGAAGGUAUAAAUAUACAACCUGUGAAUGUGAACACACUACAACCGCAGCUGCCUUCCUCUGCACUGAAGGUGUGAAUAGUUACAACCUGAGCUUUAAUCUUUUGAUAGGACAACAGCGUAUGCAUGUAAAUCAUAAUCAUCUUCAAGCUCUAUAUCCUCUCACCUUGCUGCCUCUGUUUGCUGCAAGGUAACAUCACGGCAGCCCAGACUGAACAUGUGUGAAAAGAGAUUAUUAGGGAGCGCAGCUUUUGCACUUCAAAGUGUAAAGGUGGUGCUGACAAAAUACUGGAAUAAAUCUGUCUCUCCUUCAUACUAGGGGAUUUUUGGGGAUGAUUUCAUCUAUAAACGGAGUCAUUUAUGGUGUAUCGUAUUCCAAAGAGGAGUAAAAGUAUAUAUAUAAUUGCUCAAAUAUAAUCACUUGAAAUCCACCUUUUUAAUUAAGGUGUAAUUACAGUCAUUCCUGCACGCUCUCCCUCUGGCUGCUUGCUUUUAAGUUUGCAGGAUGGUUAAUGGUCUUAUGAUUUAAAAAAAAAAAAACAUUCACAUGUAUGUUUUUUGUUGUUGUUUUUUUUGGCUGCUGCUGCAUGUUGUAAGGCCAGCAGUCACAAUGGACCAAAAAUGUUGAUAAUGUCAUUGGUUAUAUGGAAAAGUUUCAGGCUGCUUUUAACGAGAUGAUAUGUCUGUUGUUUCAUGGUUCAUGUCAUGGUUGGAAAGGACCAGGUUACACUAUGUUUCUGCAAUGAUUUUGAGUUUUAGUUGUAUAUGAUGGACUAUCAAGUGACACUAAUCGACUGUAUAUAAAGAGGAACGUCAUGACACCACUCCAAAAGUGAAGCCAGAACGUUUCAAUCGCCCCCUGGUGGCUGGCUGCAGUAUAGGUAAUAAGUCUUAUAAUAACAUUUUUCCCAAACAUGGUUUCUGUCGUUUUAGGUUCUUAUCACGUUGAUGUUCGUCCAAGUGUUAAUUUUAUUGGAUAAGUUUGUUUUUAGUUAGUUAUUUAGCAAUAUAAAAGGUGGAUGUGACGUCAUGAUUCAAACCUCUGUGGGCCAUCAUACUGCCGCCUAACGCCUAACAGACUCUGGCUCCAAAUGACGUCACACAAGCAAGAUGGCAGCUCCCGGAAAGGAGAUAUUUUGACUUCACUUUAACAUGAAGUUCAGGAAGUGGAGACGUGUCUUCCAUAUUUAUAUACAGUCAAUGAGUCCACUGUUGGAGAGGAAAAUAAUAUAUUGUUAGAAUAAAAACUAAAAACUCCUAAAUUUGUGAAAAGUUGUAUUACAGGUUAAAAACAAAUUUUAUAGGAAAAAAGCCAUGAAAUCAUGAGAAAAGUCACAAUAUUUCAAGCACAAGAUUUUGAAAAAUAAACUCAUAAUUUUACGACACAAAUUUCAUGAUGUUUUACUCCAAAAUAAGGCAAAAUUUUUCUGAAAUAACACAAUAGUCUAGUGUUGGUGUCCUGUGUUGCUUCAGAAAUAAUUUUGAUGUUUUGAGAAAUACUGAUUUGCAUUGUCGUUAAGAGAAGCUCGAUCCUGCUCUCCUGUGUGAGAAAGGUAUCAAUCUUUCCAUCUAACUAUCAGCGAGAAAGCAAAUAAGCAUAUUUCUCAAAAUAGUAAAUAUAAAUAGUUAAAUCGACUUUUUGGAAUAAGAACUCACAUUUUGCUUACAAUUUUUUUUCUCAAAAUGCUGUUUCGAUUGAACAUUUUUUUAUGUCUUUAAAAAAGUAUUUUAAACUUAAUUACAAUUUUUUCUCUUAAAAUAUUCCAACAUUUUCUCAAAAUAUUCCAACUUUACCCUAAUUUUUUUUCUCUAAGAGUGACCUCAGUUCUCUGUGGUAGUAUUGCUCUCAAUGGGAUGAUAGCUGAGUAUUCAACUUUUUCAAGUUACGGCACAUUUCUUGUAUUUAUUCUGUAAAUAUUUUAUAUGUAUUUUGACUUUAUAUAUUGUGGUCAAAUCUGUGGUAAGAACAUUGGAAUCAGACAAUCGCUGCCAAACUACAGGUGGUAAAUAAGCUUUGAGUUAGUAUGAAGUGAAGUAGGUGAUUUAUGUACGUUUCUUAUUAUCAUUUCUUUUGUAUCUGCAAUUUAUCAUAAAAAGCCACUUCUGUUCACCUGUUUACAUAUGUCAAACAAUACAGGUUGACAUGUCCAUAAUGUUUUAUUUUAUAUUAAAGUGUAUCUUGUGUGUUUUUGUUUUUUUUAUAAACCAAAUUAUGAACAUGUGGAUCAAAAGACACAACGCGAGUGUCAAUAACUGGCUGUAAUUUGCCACGGUGCUUCUUACCGAAUGUAUCUCUUUAAUCUGUACUAUGAAUAAAGAUGAUUGACACAUGAA